GUUGUUGGGUUGUGCUUGAGUUUGAGCUUAACUAUCCUCAAAGCUUCGGCUGAUAACCGUUUGGCGCUGCUGCGCAGGACCAACCCCUCAUUCGCGUUGCGUUCGCCGGACCGGACGGAGGAGCCUCGCGGACCAUCCAACAAUAGUUAUCGCGACGCGUUCGCCGGUUUAUGUCGCGGGUUGUUCCUUCUUCAUCAAAUUAGUCAGAAUUUUUUAAGGUUGAUUGUUUUUAAUUUUUGCUAAUUUGAAAACAGCGUAAUUUUUUUAUUUUUUGUUUGGUGGUACAAAAAAAAAUUUGUGAAUUUUUGUUGAAAGUAGAAAUUUUAAAUAAUGGUUUGCAGUUUUUGAGGGUGAUGUUUUUUUUCCAUGGCGGGGAUAGAAUGUAGAGUUGACAGUGAGGAUGGUGACCAUUGUCUUAAAGACUCAGGCGGAUUAUGAGGGAUAAAUAUGACACGAGGAGGACUCUACGCGUUGUUCUACUACUCGAGUGCGGCUGGCUGUGCGACCUCUGCAACCCCUUAUUCGCAUCGACCGCGCUGUACAAGACGCUACUGACCGAGUUGAUCUCGGCAGCCAAUUGGGUCAAUGUUGUCUGUGAACGAUACCAGAGUGAUGCCUCCAAGCUUCCACCACUGUAAAAACUAAACCAAAGCAACAAAAGACGCUCAGAAAACUCCAAACCCGAAAAUGAGAUAAUGAAAUAGUGAGUGAAAUAGAAUAGUGAUAGCCGCGAGUGUGAAAUAGUGAUAAUGAGACGAGGGUUGACCGCGUGUGUUUUGCGUUAGAGGAUUUUGUUGGGUCUUUAACAGUUUUUUGAAAGGCCACGGCUCGAAAAAAGGGAAAGAGAAAUGAAAAGCUGGAAGGGCCGAGGGUUGAGAUACUUGAGGAGAAAAGGGAUGUCGUUGCGGUGAGAUUAAUCGGACCCUGGUGAAUGAGAUGGUGGAGGCGGUUAAUGUUGGUGAUACGCGAGCCCGGAAAGGGAAGUGACGAGGCUGAAGGAGCAAAAGAACCAGAACCAGAACCAGACGGAGAAAAAAAGGGAAGAAGGUGUAGGUAGAGGUGUUGGUUUUAUUGUCGGAGUGGGAACAGAAGUAGAAAUCAGAAGCUUUAAAAAAUGAUUGGCGGAAUUGGGGGUAUCGAUUACCGGCAAAGACAAAAGCAGCCCCAGCUUUGUUGUUUGCUGCUGCUUCGUCUACGAGGGGCGGCUCUCGGAAUCGGAAUUGUCCUGUGCUUAGACGCGAUUUUGCUCUGUGGGGGUCAAAAGCCAAUCAAUCUUGGCGGCGUUAAACGACGGGACGUUUAUAUCGCCGGAUUCUUUCCCUAUGGCAGGCACGUGCCUGAAAGUCACAUCGGACGUGGGGUAAUGCCCUCUGUAAAGCUCGCUGUAGACCAUAUCAACGACAAUCCAGCUAUUCUUAGGAAUUAUCGAUUGCACAUGUGGUGGAAUGAUACCGAGUGUAACGCUGCCGUCGGAGUGAAGGCAUUUUUCGACAUGAUGCACAGCGGGCCUCAUAAAGUGAUGCUGUUUGGAGAUGUCUGCACCCAAGUCACGGAUCCAAUUGCGAAAGCCUCCAAACAUUGGCGCCUAACUCAGUUAAGUUAUGCUGACACCCAUCCAAUGUUCACGAGUGACAACUUUCCGAAUUUCUUCAGAAUAGUGCCAUCUGAAAACGCUUUCAAUGCACCGAGAGUGGCAUUAUUAAACCACUUUAACUGGACGAGAGUCGGAACAAUUUACCAAAACGAGCCUCGAUAUGCACUUGCACACAACAGACUGGUUGCUGAUCUUGACGAUAACAAUCUGGUAGUUCUGGAAACCCAGAGCUUCACCACGGAAGUGAGUACCGCACUGGAAAAGCUAAAACAUGCAGAUGUUAGAAUAAUACUCGGAAACUUUAAUGAAGUUUGGGCCAGGAGGAUAUUUUGCGAAGCUCAGAAAUUUCACAUGUUCGGGAGGAAAUAUCAGUGGAUUAUAAUGGGCACUUUUGCUGAAGAAUGGUGGUUGAAGCCCGACGGUGGUUGUGCACCAUCAGAGCUCGUUGAAGCACUACAUGGCGCUAUUCUCACUGAUUUAUUGCCAUUGUCAACAGACCGACAAAUCACUGUUUCGGGAAUUACCCCAGACGAGUAUCAAGUGGAAUACGACUCCCGUCGAGGUAACGAAUACUCGAGAUUCCAUGGUUAUACAUAUGAUGGCAUCUGGGCAGUGGCUCUGGCGAUCCAACAUGUAGCACGUAGAAUCCGGCACUUUAGAAGAAAUCAAACGGUUGCUGACUUCAAGUACCGAGAUCCACUUUGGGAAAAGCUCUUUCUCGAAGCUCUGAGGAACACUAGCUUCGAAGGAGUUACUGGUCCCGUUCGGUUUUACGACAACGAGAGGAAGGCCUACAUCCUGUUGAAGCAAUUUCAGAGUGGCAGCGAGGUUAAAGUAGGCGAGUACGAUGGUGUCACUGAUACCCUGGAUCUACAUCGAGGUCAGCCAAUGGUCUGGCGUGGUCGAUCGCCCCCAAAGGACCGAACCGUCCACGUCAUCGAGCACUCAACUGUCAACAUCACUAUUUACGUGACGAUUGCUUCCGUAGCCAGUGUAGGUAUUUUGCUGGCUGUGGUGUUUCUCGCCAUCAACAUCAGAUACAGGAAUCAAAGGUACAUAAAGAUGUCAUCUCCACACCUGAACAACCUCAUUAUUGUGGGAUGCAUGCUGACUUACAGCAGCGUGAUUUUCCUUGGUCUCGAUUCAACAUUAUCAAGUGUUCAAGCCUUUCCCUACAUAUGUACAGCCCGAGCCUGGCUAUUGAUGGCCGGGUUUUCGCUUGCAUUCGGCGCAAUGUUUUCUAAAACAUGGCGUGUUCAUUCUAUAUUCACCGAUGUCAAGCUGAAUAAGAAAGUCAUCAAAGAUUAUCAGCUUUUCAUGGUUGUUGGCGUACUUCUAGUCAUUGAUCUAGCAAUAAUGACAACCUGGCAAGUUGCUGAUCCAUUUUACCGAGAAACUAAACAAAUGGAGCCUUAUCCUCACCCAUCGAGCGACGAUAUUGUUAUGAUUCCAGAGAACGAGUACUGCCAGAGUAAUAGGAUGACUAUUUAUCUCGGCUGUAUUUACGCCUACAAAGGCCUAUUGAUGAUAUUCGGUGCUUUUCUCGCAUGGGAAACUCGGCACGUAAGCAUACCAGCGUUAAAUGACAGCAAGUACGUUGGAAUGAGUGUUUAUAAUGUUGUAAUAAUGUGCGUCACCGGUGCGGCUAUCAGUUUUGUCCUCGCUGAUAAACAGGAUACUAUGUUUAUAAUGCUCUCGAUAUUCAUUAUAUUUUGCAGCACCGCUACAAUCUGCCUUGUUUUCGUACCAAAACUCAUUGAAUUAAGGAGAAACCCACAAGGAGCAAUCGAUAAAAGAAUUCGAGCAACUCUGCGUCCCUCAUCAAAAACGCGGCGAGACUCGACGGUCAGUGAGCUGGAGGAACGUUUGAAGGAUGUUACAACCGCUAAUCAAAAAUUCCGCAAGCAGCUCUUGGAAAAAGAGUCUGAACUUCAAAUAUACCUGAGCAAACUCGGGGAUGAGGAUCUCUUACGAGAUACAAAAGAAGCAAUGGACAGAUUAUCAGUACCGAGAAAUGAAACUUUGAUAAAAAAAGAAGAACUCACAAUCCAGAGGCAUGAUACUCAAAAUCACAAAGGGGUAUCGAUGGUCACUGAAACUACUGACGUUUCAAUGUCACUGUGCAGUUUGAAUUCAACAACAGUUUCGCAACCGGAGAGUGAAUAUGUUAAUGUCAUUGCUUCAAGCAAUCAACCAACAGCUAGGAAACGAGCGUCCUUUGGAAAAGUUACAAUAGACAAUGAGCGAACAACAUUAUUACCUCAAGCAAUGAGUUCCCCAACAACAAAUCAUUACAAAAAAUCACCGAACAAUAACAAUACCAUUAACAAUAACAAGAAGAAUAAUAAUAUUAAUAAUACAGAAAACCAAGAGACUGAGCCGUUGCUUAUUAAACGUAGUCCUGAGCCCAGGAUUAUGACGACAAAUGUUAACGGCGACAAGAAAUCUUCAGCUUUAACAGUUACGUCAGUAUCUUUGCCGACGACAACAUCGAUACUAACUUCUACAUCCGUAGCUCUUAAAAAGUCCGGUGAGUUCGCAGAGGAGCCACAUGCACAUGAGAAAACUAAAGAUACUAGUGUGGAAAAACGAGCUAAGCUCCCUACACCACCUCCACCGACUAAAAAUGUAUCUUUUGGGGAACUAAGGGAGGAUAACUAUUUGGAUCAGGCGAUACUACCGCCGCCAGUGCAAUUUGUACCUAAACAUCGGCAUACGCCACAUCAUCAUCAAACCCUAGCAAAGCGUCGAUCAUCUGUAAAAAACAACGGUCUAGCACAUUCACAUCACGAGCUUUUCGAAAAGCGUCGCACUAGCGUGCCAGCAAAUUCAAUAAGCUACAUAUCCACGGAGAAUAUAUCUAAAGUGGACGCUUUGAAUGACGAGUCACUGAGCAGUUUUGAUCGCACAUACGUGAUUGGGGAAUGCGGGCACCGAAGAGCCGCAUUGGGCGGUGGGACCGGUUAUCGGUGUGAAAAACACGGUGGAGGACGUCUACUUCACACUCAUCACAUUUCAAAUGGCUCGGCGGAUAUUUCCGGCACUAAUACACGAGUAGUCUCAAAGCAUCAUCGUGAUCGCGAUAACUUACAGUACUGCAAAAACGCAAGCUCACCUAGUGUUCCGGCAAUGCUUAAUACCAGUUACUCUGAUACCGAAAAAACGGAGGAUUCAUCGGCAAUAAUCCAACGAUCGGUGUCGGAAAAAUCCCGCGAAAAAUGCUCAAGAUCACGAACCAGUACCGCAGGUACCAGCACCAUCCUGACGGCCUCCAGUGGCCACCACCUGACAGCUGGACCAGUGGAGUGUCGCCAUCGAACUCAGCCGCGAAAGCACCGGGAGUGUCGUCAUACCGAAUCACGUCUUCGGCAGCAAGCACGUCUUGAGUACGUUCAAAGUAGCCCUAAUGUUGCGACAACUGUCCACAGCGGUAAGUUUGUCAGUGCAAAUCCCCGAGGAGGCGGAAUUACAACUAGUGGUGGACGUGGUGCCAUUAACUGCGGACACUCUGGUUUAGGAGACUCUCUAGGAUUGGGGAUGGGGGGAAGUGGGAGUGCUAUGGGGGGUAGUGAACUAGUUGUAAGAGACGAAACAACUUCAAAUCCUGACGGAGUUGCCAGUGGAUCCACUGCGAACCUCACGAAUAUGUGCAGUGCCGCGUCUGACGGAGAACUUCUAGACCGUGAAAUACUGCCGAUAUUCCAAAAAUUGCUCUCAGAGAGACACAAGAGUACAGGCGGUGCUUAUGGCUCUAAUAUCGCAAGCUGUCCUAAUAUAUCAAUUAAGUGUGACAUUGUCGAGUAUCUUUAACGCUUUCUUAUUAUUUAUUGUUAUUAUUAUUAAUUACAUUCAUAUUAAUAUUGAUAUUGAUAAUAGAAGAAAGAAAUUAAUACUAUUCUUACACAGUAAAAAGUUUUUCGACUGAAACUUCUGUUUAUUUCUUAAUAACGUUUCGACUAUAUCUGCCUGACUAUAACCGACUUUUUCUACUUAGAAUUUAAUGAAAGAGAUUCAAAUACAAGUCAGUCUAAAUUUUACUUAGAAUUUUUAUAUAAACUGUUUUUAAUGAUAUGAGGUAAGUUUCAUACGAGUUAAUGGGCUUGUAAACACGAUAACUUUUGAAAUGUAAUUUUAUAACCUAAUUUUUCGUUAAAUCCUUUCAUAUGAUCAACGUGAAGAACCUUUUUAAAAAUUCUUGCUCAACAUUGUUUUGUUUAAUUAUAAUAAAUAUAUUUUGACUAGAAGUGACAACCAAAUUUUUACCCUUCGAUCAGUCGUGCUGUUUAUUUUUAGGUAUCAAUUUAAUAGAUGCAUAUUCACCUGAGAUCGUGAUUGAGUUAUUACACUUUCGACUAUGGUUCGAAAUCACCAGAAAGUGACGUGGUGUCUACAUGGCGGGUCUUUCAAAACUAAACUUUAGAAAAUAUUUACUUUAAAAAUACUACUUAUUGUGUACUUAGACAUUUAUAAAUUCAUAUUACCUUGAUAAAUUUUAUUUUUAUUCUCAAUAUUUAUUUUGAUUCUUUAAUAUUUAUACAAAUUCUUUCAUACCUUUUCGCUACGUAGUACAAUUCAACUUCCUUUUUUUUCAAUCGACCUUUACAUUAAAAUAUUAAAAUUGAAGUCUAGAAGUUUUAAAUGAAAAAUUUUUUAUUGUGCAGUCACAUUGCAGUCGUCAUUACAAUAUAAUGAUUUAACCGUCAAUUAUAAAUACAUACAUUAUAUAUUAAUAUAAUAAUUGAUCAUAUAUGUAUAUAUUUAAAAUAAAUAUAUGAACUUUUAAUUAAUAUUAAUAAUUAAUAUAUUCGCAUAUGCGAAUACGCGGGUGUUGCCAAUGAUUUUUCACGAUUUGAAUAUAUAUAUGUUCGUUAUUAUUAAUAUAUAAAUAAAUAUUUAAAUAUAAGUAUAAAUAUAACUAGUCAGGUUAUAUAACUGUAGGUUGCGAUGAUAUCAAUAUACAGUAACUUAUCAAAUUUUUCAUUUCUUCCCACUCAUCUGUACAGUCAAAAUAAUUUUGUUAUCUCAGAGGUUAUGCUACAAAGUGAUAAAAAAAUUCAAUAUUAUUUAUUUAUUAAAUUUUAAAUUAUUGUUAAAAAAUUACAAAGUUGAACUAUAUAAUGUUGUUAAUAGAACAGAUUUAUUUUGAUGGUGGAGAAAUGUACUAGAUGUUAUAAGAUACGACAAUGUUCCUUGGUCUAACUAACCUAAAAAAAGUCAAUAUAUUAUUGUUAUUACUAUUAUUGAUAUCUACCAUUGUUUCUGGCAAUUAAUUCUGACGUAAAAUUGUUUCAAAUUGUGUUAUUGUUUCUAAUGUAAAAUUUUAUAAAAAUUCUCUUAUCUGUAGCAUUUCUUCUCAAAAAUAAACACAAAAAUCUAUUUAUUAUUUAACCCACUGAAGAAAUCGAAUACAUGUAAUGAAACGUGUUGUACAAUCUAACAUAUAUGCUAACGUAGAAAAAGUAAAUUUUUCUGUCUAUACCGAUGAAUGGUUUAUUUUUCCUGCGACCGGUAAGGUAGUUGGUAGUGUUAAGGUGAUUAAUAUAAUGACCGUAAAUUAAGUAAAAUAAAAUACGAAUAAAUUGAUUGAAAUAACGAAUUAGUUGAUUGUAAUAGCAAUGAAUUUAUGGAUAUUAAUUGCAGUGAUUAUUAUUUUAUUGAGGACAAGUACUUAAGUGAUCAAUAAAAUGUACUUAAAUAUAUGUCUUUACAUAUAUUUACUACUGGAAUAAAUAAUAUUAACGGCCGAUAAAGUAUAUUUAAGGUUAUUAGUAUCUCUUGCUAACUUGAUUAUUAAUAAGAUAUGAAAAAAUUUUUUUUUAUUUAUUGUACUUAGGUAUUUACGUUUAUAUAUAAAUGAUGUGGAGUGAUUGCCAAAUCAUUGCAGUUAAAAUAUUUGCGAUUAUGUUUACUAAAAUUGGACAAUAAUAACCAAUAACGUCUCAACUAACAAUAUCGUAAAUAAGCAUUUUUGAACGGGAAUAUGCCAUCUAAAAAAUUUUGAAAAAUAUGUUGGUUAAGACGUUAUUGGUUAUUAUUAUCCAAUUAUUGAAAUUUACUGAAUUUUUUACCAAAAGUCAAUGAACGAAGCGAUGCAAAAUGGCGCGCUAAUGACUUGUAAAGCUUAAGUUUGUAAAGAAACAAAAUGAAGAAAAAGCAAUUAUUGAAACUAUUGAGUCUUCAAUUUUUGUCGGGUUCAAAAUUUUUUGAAUAAUUUUAAAAAAUUAUACCCUGAUAGCUUCACUGUUAAAGAACAUGCAGUUCAAUAAUUUUAGAAAAGUUUACGUAAAGUCUUUCUGAAUCAGAGUUGCAUAUAAUUUGAUGAAAAAAAUCUACGGCCAAGAUUAGAAUGCAAUUUGACCUUAACCUUUUAGAUCACUUUUACUACAACUUUCUGAAAGAACUUGCACAUUAAAUCUUGACAUCAAAUGGCAGAGCAAAUUUCUGUCAACUUAACUGAACCUCUUGUUUUUUCAACUCUUUACGUUAAGCUGGAUGCCGAUUCCAAACGCCGAUCGACGGCGAGUUUCAGUUAGCAUAGCUAUCAGGAUAAAUUUGCUAAGUCAGAAAAGAAGAAAUCUAAAAAAAAACAAAUCAUGAUUGUAAAAUUGUAAAAAAUUGAACAAAAAAUUUUAAUUCAAAUGGGCACUAAUUGCAACUCUGUAAUUUGGCAACACCUCCAUAUAAAACAUGAACAUAAUGAUAUAAGAAAUUGUACAACUAAAAAAUGAAGAAACUUUAGCAAGAGAUUUCGUAUGAAUGUAAAAAAAUUAAAUCAUUAAAAAUAAUGGAUCGUCGAUCGAUCAAUCGUUUCGGCAGCUGUUACUCGUUAAUUAAUUAAUUGCACCUAUAAAUAUAUACAAAUAUAUAAACAAAUAUACAUUAUAAUUAUUAAUAAUAAAUCAAUAAAUAAAUAAAUAGAGAAAAAUAAUCGAUAGAGAAGAAAGCAAUGAAUUUAUUGACGAGUGAUAUUAAUGCCACUCUCUUAUAUAAUUUUUUGUAAAUUUUAAUAUUGUUAAAUGACAUUCCUAUAGAGUGCGAUGUCUUGUUCCUUGUUCAUUCAUUUUUUCUACUCUAAAAUAUAAAUGAAAAGAUAUUUAAAGAAAAGAAAAGAAGAAAACACAAUUUUCGAGCCAAUUUACUUAAAUCGUCAUUAGCUCAGGUACCCGAGUCAUUAAUCAUUGAUCAUUAAUCAUCAAUCAUUUUCGUUAGUGGUCGAAAAUUAAUCGUUACAGCCAUUAUUACUAUUAUUGUGAAAAAAAAAAUAUAUUACCACCAUGACUCGUUAAAAUGUGACAAUUUCUCACGAGCUGGUUCACUGGUUAUGAUAUUUAUAGUCAUGUAAAUAAAUAAAGUGAAUUAACCUCGUUAAUUAAUUAACAAAUUGAUCAAUUAAUUGUACUUCUCAUUUUCAUUCGCGAUAGUUUUUUUUGUUGUUGAAAUUCCGAUUCUAACAAAUUAACAGCAUGUUGAAUUUUUUUCUUUAUUUAUUAUUAUUAUUAUUAUUAUUAUUAUUAUUAUUAUUAUUAUUAUUAUUAUUAAUGAAAUAAUUAAACUGACAUGACGUAAAAAUUAUUGUGAUACUGUUGAGUUUACUUUGUACAAGUACCUAUGCAUUGUUAUUAUCCUCAUCAUUAUAUCACCACGUAAUACAUUUAAUAAAUGUUUAUAAAAUGAAAUGUAUGAUUCGCAAGAGAGAAAAAGAAGCGAUUAAAUAUAUAUAAUAUGGUUAAGAA
Molecule: messenger RNA, 9327 nt
Organism: Cotesia glomerata
Lineage: Eukaryota; Metazoa; Arthropoda; Insecta; Hymenoptera; Braconidae
Gene: GABA-B-R2
Product: gamma-aminobutyric acid type B receptor subunit 2
Exons: 20
Coding region: 1115-5404 (1429 amino acids)
Biological process (GO): gamma-aminobutyric acid signaling pathway; G protein-coupled receptor signaling pathway
Cellular component (GO): G protein-coupled receptor heterodimeric complex; membrane
Molecular function (GO): G protein-coupled GABA receptor activity
Source: RefSeq, a predicted model, not a curated record